AAAAGGAACAAGAAGAUCCAAGAAUUAGAACAGAAUUAAGACAACUAAAACAACGAUUAGACAGUAUAGAAACAAAUUAUAAAUAUAUUUCACAAUUAACAAGACAACAAACUGAUAAAUAUAUUCAAGAAAUUGAAAGGGUCACAAACAGAAAAAUAUUUGAAGCAGAAACAGCUGAAGACAAAAAAGCUUAUCUAUACAAAAUGAUAUCUGCAUUAACAGAAACAAAAGAUGCUAUUCUUUGGAAAAAUAAAGAUCUAGUAAAAAACCUAGAAGAAGAAUAUGGAUAUGCAACUAACCAAGCACUAAACUUGAACAGAAAAGAUUUUGAAGCAAUGCAAGAAGAACUAUUGGGAGUAUCUCUAGAAAACUUAGAUAAAAUACAUAACGUAGAAGAUGAAGAAGAACAAAUAUUCCAAGAACAACAACGAGCCAGAAGACAAGGCUUAGAAUUACCAGAAACAUUACUACCAAAACAUCCAUAUCAUAAAGAAUAUCUACCAACAAUAAACGAACUGCGAGAACCAGAACAAAUAGCAGAUAGAUGGCUACUAGACGAAAACUUCGGACUAAUAUUAGAAUAG
Molecule: messenger RNA, 584 nt
Organism: Racocetra persica
Lineage: Eukaryota; Fungi; Glomeromycota; Glomeromycetes; Diversisporales; Gigasporaceae
Source: the annotation of a GenBank genome assembly